Messenger RNA from Uranotaenia lowii, 4295 nucleotides. Its product is annotated as transcription activator BRG1-like. Lineage: Eukaryota; Metazoa; Arthropoda; Insecta; Diptera; Culicidae. The coding region runs from base 26 to 3019 and encodes 997 amino acids. The record is from RefSeq and is a predicted model, not a curated record. The transcript has 6 exons.
AAACGUCAAAACAAAAUUAACCAAGAUGUCGGAUUUGAACGAGGACUUGCUCAACUACGAGCCGGCCGAAGUGGAAGAUGGUUCGUUUCUGAACGAGGACGAUCUGCUGCUAUCCGAUGACGAGAGUGAACUAAAGUUAGACCAUCAAGAGGAGGAAUUUCUUUUGACCGAGUCGGAAGAAUGGGUCGCCAAACAGUUGGCAGCCAAAGAGAAGGAAGCGGCACAACAACAACAAAAACAACAGCAGCAGACUAAAAGUCAGCUGCAACCAUCUUCUUCAGAACCCGCAGCUCUAAAAGAAGAACCAGCUGUUGUAUCCGAGCCAGUAAGGAAGGUUGCAUCGCCUCCUCCUCCUCUUGCUGAAACGGCCACUAGACGGGGUAGAACACCGAAAAAGCAUGAAGAACCAACAUCGAACCUCGUUGAAAAGACUGCCCCAGUAGAGACACUUUCUUGUGAACCACCGUUGUUAGCAGAGGAGAGUCAAGUUUCACAAAAUGACACGAAUGUUGAACAAGCAGCGGAACAACAGGAAUCACCGCCAAAACAAAUGUCGUUGGAAGAAGUCCCUUCCAGUCAGGAAUCGGUUUAUCCGGCUUCCACAAUAACGGACUCAGAGCGGGAAACCACAACGGAAAUAUCUUCAUUGUCCGUUUCGUCGCUAGUACCGGAAACUAUUUCUGCAACAUCGGUAGCAACCGAAAGUUCGGUUACGCAAACAGAAUCUGAAGCUGCCAGCGUAAAGGAGAGCGAUUUUGAAAAAUCAGAUGUAGAAGCGGUUACAUCGCAGAUCUCCCUCGAAUCGGAGGGAACCUCAGAGGAUAAAAGUAAGCUAGAAAAGUCUACCAGUCAACUGUGUGACACGACUUCGUCGGAGGAUGUGCUAGAUUUGUACGUUACCAAUCAAGACAAAGAACCAGACUUUUCUUAUGACACUGACGAAUCAACGGAGAAACGUGACUGGAAAAAUGAAACCAAGCAUUUGGAGGGUAGCAAUAAGGCUUCCUCAACGUCCCAACAUCAGUCCCAGUCGUCACAGCACCGCCAUCCAUCGGGAAGGCCAAAUAAUUUCAAACAUUCCGGUGAUUCUAGCGGAUCAUCCUCCGGAGAACAACAUUUCCCACCACAAAUGGGGGGAAUGCCACCCGGGCUACCUCAUCCUAAUUUUGGUCCUUUCAGAGGUGGCAUGAGGCCCAGGUUUCCACCAAGACCAGGCUAUCCAGGCGAUAUGAACAAUUUUCGCAAUAAUCGAAUGAAUUAUCCCAUGCGAGGAGGACCACCCUUUCCUCCGCGAGGGCCACCUUUCGACCAUAUGAUGCGACCAGGAAUGAUUCGUCCAGGCGAUCGAAUGCCGUUCGAUCCCAUGCGUGGAGGCCCACGAAUGGGACCAGGAGGACCGAUGUUUCGCCCUAAUGGUCCAGGAGGACCACCGGGUCCCGGCGGUCCACCUUUUGGUGGUCCAAUGGGUGGUGGACCGGGAGGAGGACCGAACAUGCCCCCGGGAGGUCCACCAGGACCCAUGGGAUCUAUCCCGCCUCCCCAUCAACCGCCGCUUUUGGGUUUCGAAGGCGGACCUGGUCCGGGAGGUUCAUCAGGUCCUCCGGCAAUUGCAGCUGCUCCCGUUCUACCCAGGAAGGUGUUGAUCAAUCCGAACUUCAAAGGCGGUGUCGAGGCAGCCACAAAUCAACUGAUGCGGGACGCACUGAACAAUCAGCAGUUUCUGGUCAACAUGGGCAACCGAUCGUCGGUCAGCGAUGAGGAACUGCUAAGACAGCAGGAAGAGUUCAUCAACAAAAAUCGCAUCGAGGUUGAGAAGCGGCGCUUCGAACGUUCGCCUUCUAGAGAAAGGGAACGCGAAAGGGACCGGGAUCGGGAUCGUGAUCGGGAGCGAGAACGAGAACGUGAUCGGGAACGUGAGCGUGAGAGGGAGCGAGAACGAGGCCGAUCUCGGGAGCGGGAGCGCGAAAGAGAUCGCGAGAGGGAACGGGACCGCGACCAUCGUGAUAGGUCCCGGGAACGAUCCAGGUCUCCGCGUCGGCACCGACCGGGUAGUCGUGAUAGAGGUGAUUUGAACAGACCUAGACGAAAUUUCCCCUCCCGGAGGCACGGUAGCCGUGAUCGGGACGACGACAGUCGCUAUCCGAAACGACGGAAGAGCGGUGACUAUGGCGAUAAUUCGAGGAAUGAGAGAAGAGACGACAAUGAAGAUCCGGAAGAACGCGCCUACCGGAUGGAAAUAGAGAAGCAGAAAGCGAUUCGGGAGAAAAUUCUCAAGGAUAAAGAGAUGCGUCGCAAGCAGGCCGCUGAGGAGAACAAAAAAACUAACAUCAAAGAGCCAAAACAGGAGCGCAAAUCCGAAGAGCCCCCUGCUAGAUACACCCCGAUCGUUAUCACCGAGAAAAAAAUUAUCUCCCUCAAGAAAAAGUCCGAAUCGGAACGACACUCGAAUCACGAAUCAUCAUCCAAAAAGUCGUCAUCGUCGUCAGCACUGCCAUCCACGAAUCAGGACCACGGUAGUCAUAGGAAGUCGGAAAAUGAGUCCCAGAAAAAGAGCAGCACCAUCGAGGAGUCCGAUCCGCUCCUGGACGCGCUGGACAUGGCCACCUCCCCACGUCGAAAAGUCAUCGACAACCGCGACGAGGAUCUACAUCUAGAUCUUUUCCUAGACGAGGAUGAGGAAGAACUUCUGCGUGAUCCCACACCUUCACCACCGCCGAGAGAAAAAGCUCCGCCACCAGCACCGGUUUCAUCGAAUACCAACACAAGCAGCAGCGGUAAUGCUAACACCGGUGGUAGUGGCAACAGCAACUCCGGCCGAGGAGACAGCAGCGGAUUCAGCUCCGGCAGUCGGAGGAUCGUGCUGAAACCGGUGUCCGGAUCCGACUCGCGUCAGAGUGAUAGAGACAAACAAGCGCCUCCUCCGGCCAAAAAGUUGAGAGUAUUUGAUAGACUAGAUAAACGGAUAGGAGUUAAUGAUGCGGACAAGCGCAAAUUGCAAAGGUUAGUCAAGGAUAACUGAUCGAGACGUGGUAUGUUGCCGCGAGAAAAUUGACUACUGGGGAUUAAUUGAGAUAAAUUAUUAUCUGUCUUAAGUGCACGCGUGUGGUGAGAGAAUUGUAUUGGUUUUCCCCGAUGAUGUUUGUACCAUUUUUUUCGUUUCAUUCUGUGUUCGUUUGCGACAUUAUUUCUCGGUGUAAUUAUAUGUACAGACUGGAAAACAAGAAACUGUCAAUCCGACAUUCUGGAAGUACGUUAUGUUUAGUAAGUAGAAUUGUCCGUCAGAAAUUUUGUAGCUGUAGCUCCGUUUUUAAAGUUGCUAAUCAAUUAUCCGAGGAAUCUUUGUUCCGAAUAGAGGUUUUUGUUUCGAUAUUAGGCGAAACCAUUAUUAUAAUUAUUGAACAGAUAGGCUUAGUCGAUUAGGUUUUACAGUUGAACUACUAGGACUGCUAACAAAUUAUUCGGAAACAAUCCUGCAUGGAAAAAAAAUCCUUGCAUCCGGACCUUUCUGGAUACUAUCGUGUAUUCCUUUGGAAGCCUGUUUCCAAGCUACACACUUACACGAAAACACGCUUAUAACAAAAGAAGAAAAAACAAACUUCCCUUUUCCUUGGAAAACAAAACAAAAAAACUCUACUAUUUGUGUAAGUCUAAGAUUAAAAAAAGAAAUAACGACAAGCAAAAACAAAAAAGUAAAACAAGCAUAAACUGUGAGAAAUAGUAUUUAGGCAGUAAUUAACAAAUUUUCAAUUAAGAUACCAUAAUCAAGCUGAUUAAGUGAAACCAAGUCUAAAAGAACGAAGAUAAACAGCAUACCUUUAAACACACUCACGUACGAAUCAACAACUAAAAAACCGCUCCAAUUACUACGACGCAAUCAAAGAGUGAACAUUCCCUGACAAUCCGUCUUGAUUCCUUUCCCAAUUUCGACAGGACGACUAGGACAUCAGUAUCGCCGAACCGGACGACGGCGGCGGCGGCGGCCACGAAGACGACCACCACCACUACGCAAUCAUCACCUUGUUGCGGAUCACCAUCUCCAUCACCACCGGAUUCGCAUUCGGAUCGCAGUUGUAGCGAUGAUUAUACGGAACCAUUGGACAGCACCAACGGGUCUUUGUUAUUGUUGUCGUCAACACCGCCGCCGCCGCCGCCGCACGGACAAGGCAAGCGUCGUCGUAAGUCUCGUAAGUCGAAGAAGAAAAAGACCAAGAAAAGAAAACGAGCAAAUAGUGAAGAAAGGCGUGGCAGAAAGACGUGUCACUAGUUAGGGGAUUUAGUUGAUUUGUUAAUUGAUA